Messenger RNA from Thunnus maccoyii (southern bluefin tuna), 1201 nucleotides. RefSeq names its product tetratricopeptide repeat domain 9C (gene ttc9c). Gene Ontology annotation, molecular function: protein binding. The transcript has 4 exons. The record is from RefSeq and is a predicted model, not a curated record. The coding region runs from base 136 to 813 and encodes 225 amino acids. NCBI's taxonomy places the organism in Eukaryota, Metazoa, Chordata, Actinopteri, Scombriformes, Scombridae.
AUGCAGGUGCAUUCACACUGAGACUAACUAGUUACUUAGCAACAUGGAAAUACUGCUAAGUAGGCAAUAUUCACUGGACCUGAAUGACCCUACCUCUCUUCCAGUAAACUCAGGCUAAUUAGCUCCACUGCAGAAAUGGAGGCUGCAGGAGGAGAGGAGAGUCCAGAUGUGCAGGGGGCAGCUGCGGCAGCAGAACCAAGCUUUUCUAGGUCUAGAGCGACCUCCGUGAAGCCAGUUUGGGCUUCACUAGAAGAAGCAGCCCAAAUGAAAACAGAAGGGAACGCUUUCUAUCGGGAGAAGAACAUCCGUUCAGCCAUCGGCCGUUAUCACCGUGCUCUGUUGGUCCUCCGAGGCCUGGACUCUGAUGUGAUGGCGUCAGUGAAAGGGUUUGGACCUGAGAUGCCUGCUCUCACAUCUGAACAGGAAGAGUUACUGAGAAACACACAAGUGGACUGCUACAACAACUUAGCUGCCUGUUUGCUGCAGAGACAGAGUGUUGAUUAUGCUCGUGUCCGGGAGUACAGCCUGCGGGUUCUGCAGUGGCGACCAGGUGAUGUCAAAGCACUGUACAGGGCAGGAGUGGCCACACUGGAGCUGGGAGAUGCACAGACAGCCAAACAGUACCUCACCCAGGCCUGCAGGGAGCAGCCUAAUGAUGCCAACGUCCGGAAGCACCUGCAGAGGGCUGAGGAGAAGCUGAAUCGGGAGUUACAAAAGGAGAAGGCCAUGUACCGUGAGAUGUUUUCUUCCAGCCUGAAGGGCAGGUCUGGAGAAGGGAUUAACCAAACCAACACAGCUGGUGAGGGAGUUUAGCCAAACAGCACAACCCACCAAAAUGAAGUCUCAGCCUAAGAGAGACUUUGUUCAGCCUCAGCUGGUCCCCAACCAAUUGAAGAAUGUUCACAGACCUAAUGUUACUGUGUCUUCUCUGGGUGAUUAUGAGGUGAGAAAGUAAAAAGGACGCUGCUGAAAAUAGAAAGGAGAGGACAGAAAAGUUUGUUUCCUAGCAACAGGAAAAGCUUUUUUUUUUUUUUUUUUAGCUCAAGAGAGCUGGAGUUUGGAUAUUUCACAAAGAUGCUUCUGACGGCUACCGUGAGACUCUUCAUGUGCUACUCAAAGUCCUGAUAAUGCCUUUAUGAUUGCAGUUGUCUGGUCAGUGUUGAUUUUGUGAGUUUUCAAGUAAAAUAUUUUGUAUAAUGAA